Molecule: messenger RNA, 3950 nt
Organism: Panthera uncia (snow leopard)
Lineage: Eukaryota; Metazoa; Chordata; Mammalia; Carnivora; Felidae
Gene: MCF2L2
Product: MCF.2 cell line derived transforming sequence-like 2
Exons: 27
Coding region: 600-3662 (1020 amino acids)
Cellular component (GO): cytoplasm
Molecular function (GO): guanyl-nucleotide exchange factor activity
Source: RefSeq, a predicted model, not a curated record
GGCGGGCGGGGAGAGGUGGGCGCGGAGACCCGAGCUCCGGGCGCGCAGCGGGGCGGGAGGCGGGCCGCGCACGGGAGCCGGGGCCUCAGGCAGCCUGUCGCCUACGCUCCUCCGCUGCUCCGCUCCUCCGCUCCUCCGUCCUCCGCGUGUGCCCGCCAAGCAUCCUUCUUCCCGACCCUCCCGAAAGGCGGCGCCGAAGACCCGACCCAUCCGGACCGCAAAUCCCGAAACCUACGCGCUUCCUCGGCGGGGGAAGCCUGACGCGCGGUUACGGCGAGCUUUGGGGCGACUUGCUUUUCUCACCUCCAAAACUGCCAUUUCCCUCUCUCUCAAAGCCAGACGUUACGUUUGCAAAGCUAUUGGACUUUAAUCUUUAAAACAAUACCCCCGCAGGGCGUGGCUAGCGGGGCUGGCCGAGCGGCCCAGGAAAGUUGGCCUGGGCUGGGAGUGACUCGUUUUGUGCCUGAAGAGAGAGAGGAAGAGUGUGAGGGCAUCGCAUCCUCGGGAGGAGAUGCUUUUGAAACACCAUCCGUUAGCAGCCAUACAAACACUUUCCUGUUGCUUUGUUUUGUUUAUACACUGAGUAGCUUUUCGGUGAAAUGCUAUUUUGGUUACAGGAAGAAAUGGCCCCCCAGGAGCUCAGCCGGCGACUGGCCACAGUGAUCACUCAUGUCGAUGAAAUCAUGCAACAGGAAAUCAGACCUUUGGUGGCAGUGGAUAUAAUUGAACAACUUCACAGACAGUUUGCCAUUCUCUCAGGAGGCCGAGGGAAAGACGGUGCCCCCAUCAUCACUUUUCCAGAGUUUGUGGGGUUCAAACACAUCCCAGAGGAAGACUUCCUGAAUGUCAUGACUUACCUGACUAGCAUACCCAGUGUGGAGGCUGCCAGCAUUGGAUUCGUCAUUGUUAUUGACCGACGAAGGGACAAGUGGAGCUCCAUAAAAGCAUCAUUGACACGAAUAGCUGUAGCAUUUCCAGGAAAUUUGCAGCUUAUAUUCAUCCUUCGUCCAUCUCGCUUUAUCCAGAGGACAUUCACUGACAUUGGCAUUAAGUAUUAUCGAGAUGAAUUUAAAAUGAAAGUGCCGAUCAUUAUGUUAAACUCUGUCUCUGACCUUCAUGGCUACAUUGACAAAAGCCAACUGACAGAAGACUUAGGGGGAACUUUGGAAUAUCGCCAUAGUCAGUGGAUAAAUCAUCGAACUGCCAUUGAAAACUUUGCCGUGACAUUGAAGACCACUGCCCAGAUGCUCCAGAUGUUUGGGGCCUGCCUAGCCACAACAGAGCUUCCCAGGGGCGUGCUGUCCACUGAAGACCUCCUCAUGUCCCACACAGGGCAGCGGGACAAGCUGCAGGAUGAGCUGAAAUUACUUGGAAAGCAAGGGGCCACAUUGCUGUCAUGCAUUCAAGAACCAGCAACCAAAAGUCCCACCAGAAAACUCAAUCCCAAUCAGCUAGAGAAUGUAGCAACCAUGGAAAGGUUAUUACUUCAAUUGGAUGAGACAGAAAAAGCCUUUAAUCAGUUUUGGUCCGAGCAUCACUUGAAGCUUAAUCAAUGCCUACAACUACAACACUUUGAGCACAAUUUUCGUGAGGUUAAGCGUGCCCUGGACAAUUUGUUGGCAGAGCAAGCAGAGUUUACAGACAUCGGAGACAGUGUGAUACGUGUGGAGCAACUUCUUAAGGAACACAAAAAACUGGAAGGAAAAGGCCAGGAGCCCUUGGAAAAGGCCCAGCUGCUUGCAGUAAUUGGGGACCAGCUCAUCCAAAGCCACCACUAUGCAGCAGACUCCAUCAGACCCAGGUGUGUAGAGCUCAGGCACCUCUGCGAUGACUUCAUCAAUGAAAACAAGAAAAAAUAUGACAUUUUAGAAAAGUCCUUGGAGUUGCAUAGACAACUGGACAAGGUCAGCCAAUGGUGUGAAGCAGGAAUCUACCUUUUGGCUUCCCAAGCUGUAGACAAGUGCCAGUCACGAGAGGGAGUUGACGUUGCCUUGAACGACAUUGAGGCAUUCCUGGGCACCGCGAAGGAGUACCACUUGCCCAGCCACAUGGAGUUUUACAGCCAGUUCGAGUUGAUACUCACCCUUGACCUAAAGGCCAAAGCCCAGGAAGUCCUGCAGAAGCUGGGUGAUGUGCAGGAAAUAUUUCACAAGAGGCAAAUGAGUCUGAUGAAACUGGCAGCCAGACAGACUCGCCCGGUGCAACCCGUGGCCCCUCAUCCUGAGUCCUCCCCAAAAUGGGUGUCACCGAAAACCAGCCAGCCCUCCACCUUGGCUCCUCUUCAGAGAACAUCUGAGGAACCUUGUACAGGGACAGUAGAAAAAGAUGAUAAAACUAAACUUGAAGUUAAGAAUGAAGAAAUACUGGAAAGCAGUCACGAUGGGGCAAACCCUGAGCCAGAGCAGCUUGACGGCCCUGCACAUCUUUCCCCCUCCGGACGCAUUAUACGUGACUUGCUUGAGACCGAAGAGAUUUAUAUAAAAGAAAUUAAGAGCAUAAUUGAUGGAUAUAUCACUCCAAUGGAUUUUAUUUGGCUGAAGCAUCUGAUUCCAGAUGUUCUUCAGAAUAACAAGGAGCUUCUCUUUGGGAAUAUUAGAGAACUUUAUGAAUUUCACAACAGGACUUUUCUAAAAGAAUUGGAAAAGUGCACCGAAAACCCUGCACUUCUGGCGCGUUGCUUUCUCAAGAGAAAAGAAGAUCUUCAAAUGUAUUUUAAAUACCAUAAGAAUCUGCCCCGAGCUAGGGCAAUCUGGCAAGAAUGUCAAGACUGCGCCUUCUUUGGGGUGUGCCAGCGCCAAUUGGAUCACAAUAUCCCUCUUUUUAAGUAUCUUAGAGGACCAAGCCAGAGGCUUCUAAAAUACCAGACGCUGUUAAAGGGUCUGCUGGACUUUGAGACUCCUAAGGAUUGGGAGAUAGACCCAGGAGACCAGGAAGGAGGUUCGGCUAAGAAUGGGCCAAAGAGGACCAAGGAUUCAGCAUUCUUAGCUGAACUACAACAAGCUUUGGCCAUGAUGGAGGAUUUGAUCAAGUCCUGUGAGUUGGCCGUGGACCUGGCAGCAGUCACUGGAUGUCCGGAUGACAUCAGGAAACUGGGCAAGCUGUUGAUGCAUGGUUCUUUCAGUGUCUGGACAGUUCACAAGGAUCGUUAUAAAAUGAAGGAUUUUAUUCGAUUUAAGCCCAGCCAGAGGCAAAUCUAUCUUUUUGAAAGAGGAAUCGUGUUCUGUAAGAUACGAAUGGAGCCCAGUGACCAGGGCCUAUCUCCUCAUUACAGCUUUAAGAAAUCCAUGAAGCUGAAGACACUUUCAGUUCGCCAGCUUGGAAGGGGGAGCAACAGAAAGUUUGAAGUUGCCAACCGAAAUGGACUUGAGAAAUACAUCCUGCAGGCAACUUCAAAGGAAAUCAGAGAUUGUUGGUUUUCAGAAAUAAGUAAAUUACUAAUGGAACAGCAAAACAAUAUUAAAGGCUGCUCCAGCAAGGAGUUUACCUCCAUGGAAACCUUUGACCAUCCCGAAGGUGCAGAAGAUAUGGAAAAGAACAGUGCUCUGAGUCUGUCCGGACUCUUCCAGUUGGACGACAGUUAUGAAACGUGUUCCUCCAAAUCUGUCCUGGAAACGGGAGAAAGCGUCCAGGGGAAAAAGGAAAGCGGCGAUGAGGACGUUUGAGUGUGAAAGAGAAAGAACAAACAGUAAGCGAAUCUGUUAGCCGUUGCUCCUCUGACUUUCUUCUUGGAAUUUUAGGCCAACAAACACAACUAAGGAGAGCGCUGCGGUGCCCGCUGCCUUGCUCGGCCCUGCGGGGGACGCGACUAGUUUCCGGGCGAAAGCAGAGCAGGCGAGGGAAGGAUGCCUGCGCACCCCCUCCCCCGAGAACUGACACUGGUUCUAGAACACCGCGGCUCCCCCGCUCGGCCGGGCCUCCCCACGCCGCCUCCAUUCCGGGCCCGGCCUGCU